AUGUCCGCCGAUCGACUCGCUAAAAUCCCAGAGGUUGAUUUAGAUCCCAACGGCGUCUUCAAAUACGUCCUCAUACGGGUGCACAGCAAAGACGACGAUUCACAUGUUGAUAUUGUGAGAGGAUACGCGUGGGCCGAGUAUCAUGCUGAUAUCUACGACCGUGUGACCGGAGAACUGGAGAGAGGUGGAGGACUGGAUUGUGAAUGUCUCGGAGGUGGAAGAAUCAAACAUGACAGCACAGCAAAAAAGAUCCACGUCUACGGUUAUUCCAUGGGAUUUGGUUGAGCAAAGCAUUCUGUUUCCACAGAGAAGAUAAAAACCCAUUACCCAGACUAUGAGGUGACCUGGGCGGAUGAAGGGUAUUGAAUGGGUUAAAUCACAGCGGCGUAUAAGGACGCUAUUUCAAACCUAACUGCCUUAACAUAGCAUUCAAGUCUUGAUGUGCCAAGGCUAAGAAAGAACAGAACUUUAAUAGAUUUCUGAUAUGGAUGGACGGAUGGAUAAGACAUUUACUCCAAAACUAUAGGAGAGGCCAUCCUCAUUAUAUUUGAUUGGUUUUAACUUCAUGUGUAGUUUAACACAUUGCAACAAAGAGAAAGGAAAGCAAUUAUGUUUAUAGCCAUUGGUCUUUAAAUCUAGGAAAUUAUCAAAUAAAGCAGGUUAAGUCCUUCAUCCAAACCAUAAAAUGUUAUGAAGUGCAACACUAACAUCCUGAAAUGAUAAUAAAGUCCAGCGAAGUGCUCGAAUCCUUUUUU
Molecule: messenger RNA, 755 nt
Organism: Carassius carassius (crucian carp)
Lineage: Eukaryota; Metazoa; Chordata; Actinopteri; Cypriniformes; Cyprinidae
Gene: phpt1
Product: phosphohistidine phosphatase 1
Exons: 3
Biological process (GO): peptidyl-histidine dephosphorylation
Cellular component (GO): cytosol
Molecular function (GO): protein histidine phosphatase activity
Source: RefSeq, a predicted model, not a curated record